Messenger RNA from Dermochelys coriacea (leatherback sea turtle), 2900 nucleotides. RefSeq names its product nuclear cap binding subunit 3 (gene NCBP3). The record is from RefSeq and is a predicted model, not a curated record. The transcript has 13 exons. Gene Ontology annotation, cellular component: cytosol; nucleus. NCBI's taxonomy places the organism in Eukaryota, Metazoa, Chordata, Testudines, Dermochelyidae. Gene Ontology annotation, molecular function: mRNA binding; RNA 7-methylguanosine cap binding. Bases 143 to 1978 code for a protein of 611 amino acids.
UGUGGCCCUGCCGGCGGCGCUCUAUCCGCCACCCCGUCUCUGUGCUCGUGGAGGCCGGCUCGGAGGCGGCGCGGCGCGGCGCUCAGUCCAUCCGGCGGGCCCCUCUCGCUGGUUGUGUCCUGCGGGCGGGCCUGGCGGAGCGAUGGCGGCCGUGCGGGGCCUGCGGAUCUCGGUGAAGGCGGCGGCGGCGGAGGAGCAGGAGCAGGAGCAGCCGCUGCCGCGCGGCCCCGAGCCCGAGCCCAUGGAGGUGGAGGAGGGCGAGCUGGAGACCGUCCCCGUGCGGCGCUCGCUGCGGGAGCUGCUCCCGGACACUAGUAGAAGGUAUGAAAACAAAGCUGGAAGUUUCAUCACAGGAAUAGAUGUCACCUCCAAGGAAGCAAUUGAGAAAAAGGAGCAAAGAGCGAAGCGCUUUCAUUUUCGAGCUGAAGUGAACCUUGCCCAAAGGAAUGUGGCAUUAGAGCGAGACAUGAUGAAGAAAGCAAUCCCUAAAGUGAGGCUGGAUACAGUCCACAUUUGCGGGGUAGAUGAGAUGAGUACCCAGGACAUCUUUGCCUAUUUUAAAGAGUAUCCUCCUGCUCAUAUUGAGUGGCUAGAUGACACUUCGUGUAAUGUGGUCUGGCUUGAUGAAGUGACAGCAACACGAGCUCUUAUAAAUAUGAGCUCUAUGCCUGAUCAGGAUAAACUCAAAAACAGAGAAAACAACGAGGAGAAAGCAACUGAAAAAAACAAGAAAGACAAACAGGAGGAAAGCUCGGAUGAUGAGACCGAGGAAGGAGAGGUUGAGGAUGACAAUCCAAGUGAUGUUGAGUUGGAUGCGCUCUCCCAGGUAGAGGAAGAUUCUCUCCUACGUAAUGAUCUUCGCCCAGCCAACAAGCUGGCUAAAGGAAACAAACUGUUCAUGAGAUUUGCUACUAAAGAUGAUAAAAAAGAGCUUGGAGCUGCAAGAAGAAGUCAGUACUACAUGAAAUAUGGCAACCCUAAUUAUGGUGGCAUGAAAGGAAUUCUUAGCAACUCUUGGAAACGAAGAUAUCAUUCACGUCGAAUCCAUCGUGAUGUGAUAAAGAAAAGGACACUCAUUGGGGAUGAUGUUGGGUUGACACCUCCUUAUAAACACCGGCAUUCAGGCCUAGUGAAUGUUCCUGAGGAGCCUAUUGAGGAAGAAGAGGAGGAGGAGGAGGAAGAUGAGGAUAUGGAUGAGGAUGAGGAUGACAGGGUUGUGGUAGAGUACCGGGAUGAACUACAAGCUUUCAAACAGUCUCGAGAUCGCAGUGCAGCAAGACGAUCAAGUGCUAGUGCGUCUGAUUCUGAUGAAAUGGACUAUGAUCUUGAACUGAAAAUGAUAUCCACUCCAUCUCCCAAAAAGAGCAUGAAAAUGACAAUGUAUGCUGAUGAGGUGGAAUCUCAAUUGAAAACUAUUAGGAACUCUAUGAGAGCGGAUAGUAUAGCAUCCAGUAAUGUCAAAAACCGGAUUGGCAGCAAAGGAUCGUCAGAAAAAGUUGCAGAUGUAAGACUACUGUUAGAGGAAAAACGUCAGAAUAAUACAGGGCAGCGUCAGCCAGUCAGCACUACAAAAUCAGAUGUACGGCAGAGACUAGGAAAGAGACCUCACUCUCCAGAAGUCAAGCCCCCAAGUAGCACCUCCACCCCUCGUCGAGAAUCAGUAUCAGAUGUACAUAGUCGGUUAGGGAUACCCAAACAAGAUGUGAAAGGCCUGUACUCUGACACCAGAGAGAAGAAAACAGGUAAUUUAUGGACCCGUUUAGGAUCAGCACCUAAGACACAAGAAAAGACUCCAGAUAAAUCAGAAAAUUCAGUAACAUCUCCAGAAGAGGAUGAUUCAGAGCUCCAGCGGGCAUGGGGUGCUCUAAUAAAAGAAAAAGAACAAUCUCGCCAGAAGAAAAGCCGAUUAGAUAACUUGCCAUCUCUACAAAUUGAAAUUAGCCGGGAGAGUAGUUCUGGGUCAGAUACUGAAUCAUGAGAUCUUUAGACCCUGAUCCUCAGGAUUUGAACUCUGCAGCAUGGCAAGAUUUCCAUUGCCCAAAGGCUGAACAUUAUGGAAGCGUGGCAGGACUCUGAUUGAGGUUCCAGGAGCCUCUCCAUUCUGUUUACACAGAAGUAAAGACCUGUAUACCACUUGACAUUUAAAGCAAUCAAUCACAUUUGUCUUCAGUGUGUAUGGCCCUGUGUUGUGUAGGGCAUUGUCAUAUACAUUUAUUAUAGCAAACCUGUAGUUAUUGCAAAACCAUUUUUUCCCCAAGCUUCAAACUUUAAAGAAGGGGCAGAACUACUCCUGGAUUUUGUAGAAGACUUUUUGUUCUUAAUCUUUUUAACAUGGAGUCUUUUAAGAAAAUGUUUUACACAGUUCAUCCAAAGAACAGGGAACUUCAGAAUAAUCACUAUUGCCUUGCCCUUAUAGCUGUUACCAGCACCUUUAUUCUCCUCAUAGGGUAAUAACAAUGAUGCUUCCUGGGUGGGCAGCCAGUAAAGGGUAAAGCUUUUAAAGGGAUUGCUGUCUCCUACUCUUCCAAAAUACUGAAUGUAAAUCUAAACUAGACCUGUUAGUACAGUAAUACUUCAAAAUAACAUCAGAGCAGCACCACUAUAUUAGUCUCAGAAAGGAUUCUGCUUCAUUCGUUUUGGUGAUAACUUUUUGCUUUAAGUGAAGAUUGACGAGUUCAAGACUGCAGAGUUGGAUUGUUGACAGAACUGUGCAAAUGUCCUGAGAUGAUUAAUUUUUUUGGAGAUUAAAUGUUGAAACAAUUUAAAAAAUUUAUUUCAAUAUAGCUGUAUUAUGUUUGAAGAAAUUUAACAAUUUAAAAGUUUAAAAUAAUUUUUAUAUUUGUGAAAAUUCUGUUGGCUACAGUGAAAGCUUAUAGUGGUGUUUUCAUAUGUGCUGUUAA